AUGGCGUUUUCAUCUUCUAGCAGUGACGAUAAUUUAAACGAACGGAACUUCCGCAACAGAAGGAUCGGUGGCCUCGACAGCACACCAGAGGACGAAGGAGUGCCUGGAUCCAGUACAAGCGCGACGAGACCCGAAUUUGACAUUCUCAGGUGGUUUCCAAAACAUCAGAGUUGUCAACGCUACUUUCUGGAUCAUGCCCAGCAUUUACCUGAAGUUCAGGCUUUCGCCAGCUUUAUCAACAUCCUUCUCCCUUUCCAACGAGAGCCAAAUCCAAUACAUUCUUCCAGGCGGCGAGGAUCGAACGCGAGCAGCGAUUGGGGUCCUUCUUCGUCUAAAUCGCCUUCUCCCGUUUCAGUGUCCCUUCUACCAUACAUAAGGCGGCUGGUGGUCUGCGGUAUGGACAUCCCGCCGAUACUCAAAGGCUUCUUUGGUCACGACUGGGCCGUUGGUGUUGGUCCGCAAAGGGAACAAGAGAGGAGGAACUACUUGUUUGUCGCAAAAUCUGGUGGGUGGGCUGUGGUCAAACGCGAGUAUGACAUGUCGCCGUUAGAGACAGUGCCCUUCAUGCAGCCACUGAAGGACCCGACUGACGGCGAGUUGCAUGCUGCUGAAGAGAAAUGGAGUGAAUGGCUGGCUAUGGAAGACUGGAUGGUUGGCUCGCGAGCGCCUCCAGCUUGA
This is a messenger RNA of Cyphellophora attinorum, 678 nucleotides long. RefSeq lists its product as uncharacterized. Bases 1 to 678 code for a protein of 225 amino acids. The transcript has a single exon. The record is from RefSeq and is a predicted model, not a curated record. NCBI's taxonomy places the organism in Eukaryota, Fungi, Ascomycota, Eurotiomycetes, Chaetothyriales, Cyphellophoraceae.